Panicum virgatum (switchgrass) is the source of this 1640-nucleotide messenger RNA. RefSeq names its product histone-lysine N-methyltransferase ATXR6-like. The record is from RefSeq and is a predicted model, not a curated record. Gene Ontology annotation, molecular function: protein binding. The transcript is spliced from 3 exons. Lineage: Eukaryota; Viridiplantae; Streptophyta; Magnoliopsida; Poales; Poaceae. Bases 137 to 1219 code for a protein of 360 amino acids.
CUCCAUUUUUACCCACCACCUGUCCCUCCUCCUCCGCCUCCGUACCCCACCUCACCCCAGCCCCGCUGCCGGCGCCCGCCUCACCAGUCUCACACGAGCUCGUCCCCCGCGUCCCCGCCCUCGUGCGCCUCAGCGGAUGGGCGCCGCCGGCCAGCUCCGCCGCCGGACGCGCGCGCGGACGCCGCCGAGCCGGGCGGGCGCCGGCGGCGACGACGACGUGGGCUGCGAGGCCUGCGGGUCCGGGGACGCCGCCGCGGAGCUGAUGCUGUGCGACGGCUGCGACCGCGGGUUCCACAUCUUCUGCCUCCGCCCCAUCCUCCCGCGCGUGCCCGCCGGCGACUGGUUCUGCCCAUCCUGCCGUUCCCCGGGCCCCGCCAGGUCCAAAUCCGCCGCCGCCUCUUCCGCCGCCACCGCCAGGAAGCCCAAGCAGUUCCCCCUGGUCCAGACCAAGAUCGUGGAUUUCUUCAAGAUCCAGCGGAGCCCGCUGGCCGCGGCGUCGGCGGGGUCGUCGGAGGCGAAGAAGCGGAAGCGGAAGCCCGCGGGGGCGCUGGUGGUGUCCAAGAAGAAGAGGAAGCUGCUGCCCUUCAUCCCCAGCGACGACCCCGCGCAGCGGCUCCGCCAGAUGGCCUCGCUCGCCACCGCGCUCACGGCCACCGGCGCCGUCUUCAGCAACCACCUCACCUACCAGCCCGGCAUGGCGCCGCGCUCCGCCAACCGCGCCGCCCUCGAGGCCGGAGGGAUGCAGGUGCUGCCCAAGGAGGACGCGGAGACGCUGAGCCAGUGCCAGCGGAUGAUGGAGCGGGGGGAGUGCCCGCCCCUGCUGGUGGUGUACGACCCCGUGGAGGGGUUCACGGUGGAGGCGGACCGGUUCAUCCGGGACCUGACCAUCAUCACCGAGUACGUCGGCGACGUGGACUACCUGCGGAACCGGGAGCACGACGACGGCGACAGCAUGAUGACCCUGCUCUCGGCGUCGGCGCCGUCCCGGAGCCUCGUCAUCUGCCCCGACCGGCGCAGCAACAUCGCGCGCUUCAUCAACGGCAUCAACAACCACACGCCGGAGGGGAGGAAGAAGCAGAACCUCAAGUGCGUGCGCUUCGACGUCGCCGGCGAGUGCCGGGUGCUGCUGGUGGCCAACCGGGACAUCUCCAAGGGGGAGAGGCUCUACUACGACUACAACGGCUCGGAGCACGAGUACCCGACGCACCAUUUCGUGUGACCAACGAUCGAGUCCAAAUCGAGCUCUGUCCUAAGUUACAAGCUCAAGGAGCUAAAAUGGAGUGCUAAACUUUCGCACAUAUUAGCACUUGCAUAUAUGCUAAAGUUGUUAAGUUAGCCCAUCCUAUUAGCACUCACCUUUGUAUGAGCUAGUGCUAAGUUCCAUACCUUCACUUAUUAGCACUUGGAUGCAGAGGGGAUCAGAGUAGCAGCUCCUAACCUGCAUAUUCAUGUAGCUGAAAAGGUAGCUAUUUGAGAAGAGAUAUAGCAGUCUGAUUGGUGACAUUGGAGGUUCAAACCCAGGGAAGGGGAUUGUAUUUUGUCAGUGAUUCCUGUUGUAAAACAUUCUGUAUGGCUGCUGGGUCAACCAUCAGUCUGGGAAGCAAUGGAAAUGGCCGGGAAGGGUAUCUGUUCAUCUCAUA